CGGACUGGAAGGGGGGGAAAGUGUCCGGACUGGAAGGGGGUGAAAGUGUCCGGACUGGAAGGGGGUAAAAGUGUACGGACUGGAAGGGGGGAAAGUGUCCGGACUGGAAGGGGGGGAAAGUGUCCGGACUGGAAGGGGGUGAAAGUGUCCGGACUGGAAGGGGGUGAAAGUGUCCGGACUGGAAGGGGGGGAAAGUGUCUGGACUGGAAGGGGGGAAAGUGUCUGGACUGGAAGGGGGGAAAGUGUCCGGACUGGAAGGGGGGGAAAGUGUCCGGACUGGAAGGGGGUAAAAGUGUCCGGACUGGAAGGGGGGGGAAAGUGUCCGGACUGGAAGGGGGGGAAAGUGUCCGGACUGGAAGGGGGUGAAAG
This is a messenger RNA of Staurois parvus, 369 nucleotides long. The record is from the annotation of a GenBank genome assembly. Lineage: Eukaryota; Metazoa; Chordata; Amphibia; Anura; Ranidae.